Molecule: messenger RNA, 204 nt
Organism: Parastagonospora nodorum SN15
Lineage: Eukaryota; Fungi; Ascomycota; Dothideomycetes; Pleosporales; Phaeosphaeriaceae
Exons: 2
Coding region: 1-204 (67 amino acids)
Source: RefSeq, a predicted model, not a curated record
AUGCAACGGCUGCAUCCUUCAGUCAGCCUGCUCACAGUGGAUAAUUCUGUUUUCGAGACUGGAGAUCAAAUAAUCCGAGCGUUGUUGAACAAAAACAGCCAUUCAAAAUUGCUGACGGUCAGAUCGUUACUACAGACUGUUGCACCCAUAUCCAUGGCGAAAGCCGCGGAGAAGAACGAGAACAACAGGCAAACGACUGCCUAG